Molecule: messenger RNA, 5061 nt
Organism: Scatophagus argus
Lineage: Eukaryota; Metazoa; Chordata; Actinopteri; Scatophagidae
Product: homeobox protein Dlx3b-like
Exons: 3
Coding region: 1260-2225 (321 amino acids)
Biological process (GO): regulation of transcription by RNA polymerase II; epithelial cell differentiation; embryo development
Molecular function (GO): RNA polymerase II cis-regulatory region sequence-specific DNA binding; DNA-binding transcription factor activity, RNA polymerase II-specific
Source: RefSeq, a predicted model, not a curated record
GAAAUGAAGACAUUUGGACAUGAAGGGUGGUGGUGGUGACUGAGUUCAUGUGACAGGUCUGCCAGCCACGUCUAUAGACAAAACAUUGUAGGCCUACCAAGUGCAUCACAAAACUAGAUUACUUGGCUACCUUUAACUCCAACUGAAUCUGUGAUGGAUGUGGAUUAGAAGCUCACACCUUCUUAUUUUUUUUAUUCUGAUGACGUGGCCUAUACUUUCAGUAUCUGUUUUAAAUGAGUGUGAGGAAUUUUAACUUUAUUUCCUGAAAAUCUCCAGAACUACUUUCUUUUAAGGUCUCCCAAAGUCUCAAUAGUGACAUCUGGUGGUAAGGCUGUGUCACUUCUGGUAAACUUUCUUUCCCUGUAUAUCUCUGUAUGAAAGGUAUUAUUACUGCAGCUCGUAGAAGUUCUAAAGUAGAAUUUCUAACAAGAAGGUUUUUCUCUCUUCAAAACGGAAACUGAAGAACACAGAUUUGACUUAUGGUCUUAAUAGAUUUACUCUUCUUAUAGUGAAGUACUCAAGGGCAGUGGUGUCCCCGUCAUGUACGUACAGUAUUCUCUAGGAAUGUUGGAUACACCUGAAGUUUAUAGAUGGUUUAUGGUGGCUGUUUCUCCUGCCUGGGGCAUGGGAGAAUCCCGGGCCCCAGGUCAACACAUGUAAAGCAGGAAAAGCCUUUUUUAAAAUAAGCCUUGAUUAACUGUAAAUAACUCCCUACGUGGGUCGACAGCAGCGCUUGGCUCUGUAUCUGCAUUUGAAUGGGAGGCAGCGCCGUAAAGCUAAUGCGUAAACACUCCUUAUCGCAACACCAUUAUGCGCGGUUAAACCUUUAUCUUCUCUGCUGAGAAACUUGCAUGCUGUUAAGUCUCCAGGAUAUGUAGGGGUAAAUGUUAGUUAGAGGACUUUACGGGCUUGCCAACUGUUUAUGCGCUCUGGUGCAGGCAGAGGAGAGGCUUACUGUAGGUUUCUGUGGGGAGAAGAAGGGAGCCAGACAGGCGACAGUCAGCGCUGUCUUGGCCUCAGGGCAGAGGCAGGGAACGAGCAGGCGAGCCAAUGAGAAGGAGACAUUCACUCCCCUCUCUCCUGCCCGGCUUGGCUCAGCUCGGCGCGCCCUGUAAUUACAAGCUCUAGUUGGGUUGGGCGCCGCCACCGUGGACAGCCCGGCUGCUGCGUCAAGGGAGUUUGGGAAACGCCAGCUCCAGACUGUGAGGACUUCAGAGCACUCCUGGUUUACAGUUUAGACCAAACAAAAAGUUCUGAGAAUGAACGGACAAUCCUCACCUGCCUUCGAGGAGAAGAAACCUUCCCUCCCCGUGGCUGGGAACUCCAUCUCGGCCACCAAGGAUUCCCCGACCCUGCCGGAGUCCUCAUCCACAGACAUGAGCUUCUACAGCGGGCAGAGCGCGCUCCACGGGUCGCAGGAUUUCUACCCGGCGCAGCAGGCUUACUCAGCCCAACACAUGAACCCUUACGCGUACCACCACUAUAACCUGAACGGAAUGGGUCCAGGUGGUGCCUACCCUGUUGGCAAGGCAGAAUACGCGUACCCCCAUGCGGGAUACAGAGAGCACGGUGCAUACAGCAGGGAGGUCCAGUCAACGCUGCAGGACGGUGUGAAAGAAGAACCAGACGUGGAGGUUCGGAUGGUCAACGGGAAGCCAAAGAAGGUGCGCAAGCCGCGGACCAUCUACUCCAGCUACCAGCUCGCAGUCCUGCAGAGGAGAUUCCAGUCGGCGCAGUACCUGGCCCUACCGGAGCGGGCCGAGCUGGCUGCACAGCUGGGCCUCACUCAGACACAGGUAAAAAUUUGGUUCCAGAACCGUCGCUCAAAAUUUAAGAAGCUCUACAAAAAUGGAGAGUUUCCACUCGGGGAUAUUCCUCUUGAGCAUAGUCCAGAUGCAAGCGAUUCCAUGGCCUGCAAUUCUCCUCCAUCCCCAGCUGUGUGGGAAAACAACAACAGCAACAAUAACAACAACAGCAGCACCAGCAGCAGCAACAACACAAAUAAUGGCAGCAUCAAGAGUAAUACAAUGAUGGAUCCUACCAGCAGGGGGCAGGGUCCCUAUCAGCCUCCAGUUGACUCCACGCCUGCCUGCAUGGGAGACUACACACACCAGAACUGGUACCAGCAGCAGGGUGCACAUUUAAGUCUGUCACAGUCAGGACAGACGCACCACACGCCAUCAGCAACACCGUCAGCCACACAGAAUAUGGGAGCCGUCUACUGACGCUGAAACAUGCACUCUGCACAGCAGUUUGACUGGGCUCCUGCGCUUAAACACGGGGGUAUUUCUUUGGAUGAGCGCUGUUGUGAAAGGAAACACCUGACAGUCAUCAUCAGACACAAGACUGCAAAACCAGACACACAUGUUGUAAUCAGGCUUUUUUACACUAAAUGUGGCUUGAGACCAAGUGCUGUCCUCGUUCACCCUUUUGUCUUCAGCUCUGAAACUUCUGAACUACCAACACCAUAACAUAGAGGUUAUCAUGGAGAUUAGGGUGAUUGAUCUUGGUUUUUCUGACAUCUUUUGUCUGAAAUCACUGAUAAGAAAUAAUAUUUUAAAUAUGACCGUAUUUAUACAAAAACUUGCUUUGCUUCAGUUGUCCCCUUACAGUGUUCUCCUGGAAAGGGCCUUGGUCAGCACUCUAAAACAGAAUACUACUGAAAUCCCCACCACUCCAACAUGGGGAACUUUGCAAUAUGUACAGCUUUAAAUUUACAGAUUGUGAAAGGAAAUUUGAUGUAGCUGUGAUCAGACACUCCAUGGCAAAGGUGAACAACACUGAAAGGCUGAUAACCUUUUAAAAUAACACAUCAAUAACGACCAAACACAGGAGACAAACUGUGGAGAGACACUGAAAUGAUUCCUGAGAGGGUGGUUUUUUUUUUGUUUUGUUUUGUUUUUUAAUAUAUAUAGAACAAUUUACAAACUGAAUUGAAACUCUUUCCACAAGGAGCAUGUUGUGAGAAUAACAAAUGGAGGAUUUACUUUUGUAGCUCCAGCGCAUUUUACCUGCCCUUCAACAAGUGUUCUCCAAAUAAUGUUUGCAUCCAAAUAUUUUUUUGUCUAUAGGUUUUGUUUUUUUUUUUUCCUAUAAAGCAUGCCUGGAGCAGGUGGUAGUAGAAGUGUAUGGGACCUGUGGCUGUUUCACCAGUGAAAAGCUUCAUGUUGUGUAAACCAUUUUGUGGCUCCAGAGGUAGCUGAGUGAAGUGUGAUAAACUGCCUCCUGUGAUGUCAUUUGAGUCAGUCUGGACGACUAAAAGUUUGAAAAUGACAAAAAUAAAAAACUGCCGAUGUUGAGUUACAAAGAAGUGGGCUUACCAGAUCUCUGUAGCCUCGUUUCUGCUUUAGGCUAGAGGCUACAUUAGCACUGCUAGCGUAGUACACCUCUGACCUGUCAGCAGUCAAGUUGCAUUGUGAGUAAGGUAAGCACUAGUUUUAAAAAAAGAUGAUAUUUCUGGUGUUGCUGCAUUGUUUCUAAUCCUUUUUUUUUUUUUGAGCCGUCCGUCUGAGAGUGUAAUGAGUGCAGGAUGCAAAAUGCUAAUUUAUACGUUGAUUUCACACAUUAAAGCAGCUUAGAGGUGUAUUGUAAAAAAUAAUCUGCUUUUGGAAAUUUCUUCCCUCACCUGAUACUGUACCGAUGCCUUCAAAUCAGUGUGAGCAUGAAAAAGCUUCAUAAAGUUUAACCGCAGGGAAAAGGGAAUGUCCAUUUGAAGACUUGCAAAUCAUUUUUCAUUACUGUUAUGACAGUAAAUCAAUCUGUCGUCAUAAACCUGGCAUCCACUGCAGUUUGGCUGAGCCAGUUUUGGCAAAGAGGGAAACAACGCAGUGGUUGAAAGAAAGUAAAAGCGCCAACUUGUUGAUUUUCCUGCAGAUGAUUUAGACAAAAAAAACUGGAGGAAGCAUGUGCACUGUAAAAAUAUUAUUCUAGUAUAUGUUUCAUUCUCAAGUGUUAUGUCAGUCAGAUUGUGGGGUAUGAGCAGCAGUUCAGAAGUGACACACUGCUAUAAUGUAAUGUAGAGGGAGCCGAAAUGCCUGAGACAGAUCAAACAUCCACACCCUUUCUGAAGAUUGGCCCUGUGCAGCUUAUUCUCUUAAGGGAUUAUACAAAUCACAAUCAGUGAUUUGUGUUUAGUGGAUUUUUCGUUCUGUUAAAGGGCUCCUCCAUGGAUUUUGUCUCUCGCUAUCAAAAAACUGUGGGGCUUGCAAGAGACACAUUUUAAGAAGGGACAAAACUGAAAUAAGACCAACUGACCAGUGACCAAUAGAUCCUGAAGUCAAGCUCCAACAACAGUGCAUCCUACCCCUCCCAUCAGACACCACUGAGUUUUUGAAAGUGAGAGAUAUCUUUUUCCAGUAGUUUUCUAUGGACAGUGAAUGCUUUAUGUGAGCUGCUCAUAGGCCCAUUGGUGGCUCAUGUUUAAGGCCCUCGAAGCAACAGAGAGGCAACAGGCAACAUUUACAUUUUUAGAUGAACUGACAAGCAAGGCCUACUGUAGUGGUGACUAUAAAGUUACACUUGGAAGCAGCACUCAUGGAGGACAAACUAGUGGUGACUGUUGCUGGAUACUUUACCAACCAUAAUGACCAUGAACUCAUAAUGAACUCAAAACGGCAGGCCUGGAGACUAAUUCAUGCAGUACUCGAGAUUUCAUUUAAGCUGUUUUCAUGUAUACGAAUACAACGUAAUUUGCACUACCGUUUAUCAUUUAGUUAAGUCACACAACAUGACUCAAGGGUCGCAUCUACACCUUUCCGAUGUUUAUAAUGUUGGUAUUCAGUCCGCUAGACCCAAAAACAAACAAAAGCUCAGCAGCUUGUGAAGCAAGACCCUGCAAGAACUGUCCCCUAACCCAACCUGAGCCUUGAAUAAACCACCAUCCAGGUGAAGCUCCUCGAUCAACCCGUGGUAAUUCUCUGUGAAUUUUCAUCUUUCUGAGGGUCUCUCUUUCCCUUUGCCCAGUGUAUUAUUUGAGAACAGCCUGCAACCUUCAGUAUGAACCAGAGCAAGUGUCCUCUGCUAGUUCAUUUAUAUAUAUAUAUAUAUAUAUAUAUAUAUAUA